AUGACUGUGCGAAACGGUGGUUUCCUUGGAGACUAUUAUCAUAACAGCUUCGAGGCGCCAGGUGGAUAUGAUGAAGGGUCUGAUAGCCCCAGUGCCUCAGAGGGUUCAAAUUGUUCCAAAAGAAAGUUCGGGGGCUUAAAUUAUACUGACCAGGAAGCAUUUGGUGUCUCCAAAAUGGUAUUACCCUUAUCUGGCUUGUCAUCUUCAGAGAGGAAGGAGUUGAUCCGUAGGCUAAGACAAGAGCUGGAACAGAUUCGUUUCUUCCAGAAAAGUUUCGAGCUUUCAAGAUCACUGGCAGUCUCUGGCUCAUCUGCAAAGAGUUUUGGAAAGUCACGAUGCUCCACGGGGCCAGGAAAGUCUGUGAACCCUAUAACUGCUCCUAAGCCGACUCCUGUCUCCACCGCGGUUGUGCUUCUGAUGAAGCAAUGCGAGGCGCUCUUGAAACGGUUGAUGACGCAUCAGUAUGGUUGGGUGUUUAAUACUCCUGUGGAUGUUGUCAAGCUGAAUAUAAUGGACUAUUUUACUAUUAUUAAGCAUCCGAUGGAUUUGGGAACUGUGAAGAAUAAGUUAGCCUCGGGCACGUAUUCUUGUCCGUCGGAGUUUUCUGCUGAUGUUCGGCUCACCUUCAGCAAUGCAAUGACGUAUAAUCCGCCAGGUCAUGAUGUUUACAUCAUGGCUGAUACGCUUCGCAAGUUUUUCGAAGUGAGGUGGAAGACUCUCGAGAAGAAAUUACCCGGGACUACUGAGCCGAGUAACUCGAAUGUUCACGAGGUUAACGAUGUUGUAAUGCCUGUCCCUGUGGCUAAGAAGCUGAAGACAAUUGCAGUGGAGGUAUUAGAGCCUGUGAAACGGGUUAUGAACAAUGAGGAUAGGCUCAAGCUCGGUAGGGAUUUGGAGUCGUUGACUGAGUUCCCGGUGCAGUUGAUAAAUUUCUUGAGAGAGCACAACUCAAAUGAUGGGGUGAUUGAAGAUGAUGAGAUUGAGAUCGACAUUAAUGAUCUCAGUGAUCAAGCCUUGUUCCAGUUGCGGGAUCUCUUAGACGAGCAUUUGCGAGAGAGCCAGGACAAGAAAUCAAGUGUUGAACCCUGUGAGAUAGAGCUUUUGCAUGGAUCUGUGCCAGGGACUUCUUCAGUGCAACAUUGUGAUGGUAGUGAAAUGGAGGAGGUGGUUGACAUUGGUGAAUAUGAACACCCAAAGUCGAGCAUUUCUCCUGUCAUGAUAGAGAAGGAUCUGGUGUUUGGAAACUCACAUGGUAAUAGCUCGGAAAGUGUAUCGGGUGAUCCUAAAACCUCAAGUUUACUGAGGACAUCAAAGGGGCUUGGAACCAUAGAUCCUGAACCUUCGUUGGAUGGAGCUACAAGCGCUUCCCCAACAAGAGGACCAUCUGUUGGUGGGAUGGAUCAGCUGGAAAGUGCAUGUCAGGAGAAAAUAAGUUGUGUUGAGGAGGCGGGUUGUCAGCAAGAUGGAAAUAGUGCUCAGAAUGAGAAGCAACUACCUCCUGAAAAGGUCUACAGGGCUGCUUUGUUGAAGAAUCGAUUUGCCGACUUAAUCUUGAAAGCUCGAGAGAAAACUGUUAUACAGAAUGGCACACGAGACCCAGAGAAGCUGCAGCGUGAGAGAGAAGAGCUCGAGCUGCAAAAGAAGAAAGAGAAAGCACGAUUACAAGCUGAAGCUAAGGCUGCUGAAGAAGCUCGUAGAAAAGCUGAGGCAAUAGCUGCAGCUGAAGCUGCGGCUGAGGCUAAGAGAAAGCUGGAGCUUGAAAGAGAAGCAGCACGGCAAGCAUUGCUGGAGAUGGAGCAGUCGGUGGAACUGAACGAGAACGCAGAGUUUCUCAAGGAUCUAGAACUGCUCAAAACAGUAGACACAGACCAGCUGAGAGAUGCGGGAGAGGAGGAUGAGCUUGAUAUGUCUCACGAUGGGUUGCGUAGUUUCAGCUUUGGUGGUAGUAACCCUCUGGAGCAGCUUGGGCUGUUUAUGAAACAGGAUGAUGAUGAAGAGGAAGCUGAUCCACUCGCUUCUCCAGCUCCAGGAACUGAAAUAGAAGAGGGAGAGAUUGAUUGA
Microthlaspi erraticum is the source of this 2061-nucleotide messenger RNA. The record is from the annotation of a GenBank genome assembly. Lineage: Eukaryota; Viridiplantae; Streptophyta; Magnoliopsida; Brassicales; Brassicaceae.